Prinia subflava (tawny-flanked prinia) is the source of this 534-nucleotide messenger RNA. RefSeq names its product NADH:ubiquinone oxidoreductase subunit S5 (gene NDUFS5). Lineage: Eukaryota; Metazoa; Chordata; Aves; Passeriformes; Cisticolidae. Bases 124 to 444 code for a protein of 106 amino acids. The transcript has 2 exons. The record is from RefSeq and is a predicted model, not a curated record. Gene Ontology annotation, biological process: mitochondrial respiratory chain complex I assembly.
ACGUCGGUUGCGCUCGACGGCGCGAGCGUCGCGAAAGGCCCGUGAAGGACAGCGGCGGGCCCCUGAGGGGGGGCGGCGGUGUCGGCGGCGCGACAGCGGCCGUGUCGCGACAGCAGCGCAGCCAUGCCGUUCUGGGACCUGCAGAAGCAGCUGGGCAUCGAUGUGGACAGCUGGCUGUUGCGGCAGAGCAUGCCGCAGCCGUACGGCCGGGCCACGGCCUGCCACGCCUUCGAGCGCGAGUGGGUGGAGUGCGGGCACGGGCUGGGCCAGACCCGCGCCCGCCGCGAGUGUCAGCUGGAGUACGAGGAUUUCAUGGAGUGCAUGCAGCGCACCAAGAUGGCUCAGCGGCUCCGGACCAUCCUGGAGCAGCGGGACAAGAUGAUCAAGGAGGGGAAGUACACCCCCCCCGACUACCACACGGGCAAGGAGGAGCCCAGGCCGUGAUUCCCGCUGGAAUUCCUCCUGGAAGAAAACUGGAGGGGAGCAGCCUCAGGCUGGGCAUUGCUCGGGCAGUAAAUAUCCCUUUGGCACGGC